Cynara cardunculus var. scolymus (artichoke) is the source of this 600-nucleotide messenger RNA. RefSeq names its product oleosin 1-like. Gene Ontology annotation, biological process: lipid storage; sexual reproduction. Lineage: Eukaryota; Viridiplantae; Streptophyta; Magnoliopsida; Asterales; Asteraceae. The transcript has a single exon. Gene Ontology annotation, cellular component: extracellular region; membrane; monolayer-surrounded lipid storage body. Bases 35 to 505 code for a protein of 156 amino acids. The record is from RefSeq and is a predicted model, not a curated record.
AAUCAUCAGAAUAUCUCCAUCACCACCAACGCAAAUGGCUCGUGUCUACCACCACGAACACGAAGGACGAGGAAUGCAGCCGUACCCGUAUCAGCAACAUCCCUACUCCAACGAACCAAUGGCGCACCAGGUGGUGAAAGGGGUCACCUCCGCCUUAGCAGGUGGCUCCCUCCUCGUCCUCUCCGGUCUGACCCUUGCAGCGACCGUAAUCGGACUGACGGUGGCUACUCCACUGUUGGUCAUAUUUAGUCCGGUACUAGUGCCGGCGGUGAUCACCGUGUUUCUUCUGGUAACUGGGUUUUUGACGUCGGGAGGAUUGGGUGUUGCAGCGACCAUGGUGUUAUCAUGGAUAUACUCAUACGUGACAGGUGGACGGCCGAGGGGGUCAGACUCAUUAGACGAAGCAACGGAUAAGAUGGGAUGGAAGGGACGGGAGAUGAGAGAGAGGGGUGAGCAUGGAAUUGCAGGUAGGCAUGAUCGCGAGGGUGGUCACUACCAGCCUUAGACUUAAAGAAGCAAGAUGUGUGUCGUCAGGUGUUUAUUCGAGUGUUUUUUGUUUUAAUGAAUUUUAUGUUAAAAAUAAGGAGUGUUUUACGUAUA